AUGGACUCUACAUUGGAUUACAACGCAAAGAAAUAUGGGGGAAUUGGCAGUUUCAGAGUAUCUGGUAAUGGGGAUGUUUUUGAACCAAUGGCAACUCAUAAUGCUGAUGAUAAAGACAAGAAGCGAGCCAUUGUGGCGGAGUGGUUAAAUUCCAUGCUUCCUAAUUUAAAUUUGCCAGUAAAAGCUUCAGUAGAGGAAUUGAGGGCCUGCUUGAUUGAUGGUGCUGUUUUAUGUCGGUUUUUGAACAGACUGAGACCUGGUUCUGUGAGUGAGGUGCGUGAUUAUGAUCAUUCUUCUGGGAUGCGCUAUGAAAAUGUUAAAAAGUUUCUGGAGGCUUUGGACGCAUUAGGGAUGCCCGGGUUUGAAAUUGCAGACCUGGAAAAGGGAUCUAUGAAGACUGUUUUGGAGUGCAUUUUAACACUUAAAGCACACACUAUACCAACUGUAUGUGGAAAUAAUUUUCCAUUCAGUAGUUCAUUUUCUAAAUCUGGAAACAUUGGUCCUCAAGUGGAUGAUCCUUCGCGUGGGCCUACACCAUGUGGAGAAGACAGGCAAAAGAGUUUUUCAGAAUCCAAAUUUCAACGUGCUUUGCGUAGUCCUGUCAAGUCUGAGCCAUCAGCUGCAUUAAUAUAUCAUGUGGGACACAAGUUCCAUGAGGUGUUUCAACUGAAACAAGGACGCUAUGCGGAUAUUCCUGCUGCUAAGCUUACAGAAAUGAUGAAAUCUAACAGUUUAGAUAAUGCCCCAACUCAGUCACUUUUGAGUGUUGUGAAUGGAAUUCUAGAUGAAAGCGUUGAAAGGAAGAAUGAAGAGAUACCUCACCGUGUGGCAUGUCUAUUGAGAAAAGUUGUGCAGGAAAUUGAGCGGCGAAUAUCAACUCAAGCAGAACACUUAAGAACUCAAAACAAUCUCUUUAAGUCUCGGGAAGAGAAAUACCAGUCGAGAAUCAGAGUACUUGAAACCCUUGCAACUGGGACUAAUGAUGAAAACCAGAUUGUAUUGAAUCAUCUCCAGCAGAUAAAGACUAAAAAGGCCAAUGUGGAAGACAAGAAGAAGCUUGAGGAGGAUAUGGCUAGACUGAUAAAAGAGAAGGAUGACACAAAUCUUGAAAUUUCUUCUCUGAAGCAAGAAAUGGAAAUGGCCCGGAAGAAAGAGAAGGAGCAAUACCAUCUGGAACUUUCAGCUUUAAAGCAAGAACUGGAAAUAGCAAGGAAGAAAGAGAAGGAUCCAAAUGAUUCUAAAAUUUUGGUUCUGAGGCAAGAACUGGAAAUGGCCAAGAAGAAGAAGGAUCAAAGUGGCAUUGAAAUUUCAGCUUUGAAGCAAGAACUUGAAAUAGCCAACAAAGAGAAGGAUCAAAAUAAUAUCGAAAUUACUGCUCUGAAGCAAGAACUGGAAAUAGCCAGGAAGACAUAUGAAGAACAUUUCUCAGAAAUGGAAAAGCAAGGUAUGGGAGAUAAAGCAGAGUUUGAGAAGAGGUCAAGGGAACUUGAGCAGCUCCUAGCCGAUUCAAGGAAUAAGAUAAAUAAACUUGAGGCUUAUUCUGGGUUAGAAGGCCAAAGGUGGGAUAAGAAAGAGCAAAGCUACCUGAGACUUGUGAAUUUUCUAUUCAGUGCCUUGCAGGGAUUGAGGUCCACUUCCGAGUCCAUCAAGAAAGAAGUAUUGGAAACACAGAAGAGCUAUUCAGAGGAUUUUAAAUGCUUAGGAGUAAAGCUAAAAGCAUUAGUAGAUGCCUCUGAAAACUAUCAUGCAGUUCUUGCUGAAAAUAGGAGACUUUAUAAUGAGGUUCAAGAUUUAAAAGGAAACAUUAGGGUGUAUUGCCGGAUAAGGCCAUUUCUCCGUGGGCAGAAUGGAAAGCAGACAACCAUAGAAUAUAUUGGUGAAGAUGGGGAGCUCGGUAUUGUGAAUCCCUCAAAACAAGGAAAAGACAGUCAUCGGUUGUUCAAAUUCAAUAAGGUCUAUGGCCCAGCUGCUACUCAAGCUGAGGUGUUUUCUGACACUCAACCCUUGGUACGAUCUGUUCUUGAUGGCUAUAAUGUAUGUAUAUUUGCUUAUGGUCAAACUGGUUCGGGCAAGACAUACACAAUGACUGGCCCCAAUGCAGCAUCCAAGGAGGAAUGGGGUGUCAAUUAUCGUGCACUAAGUGACCUCUUUGAGAUCACUCAAAGCAGGAGAAGCUCAUUUAUGUAUGAAAUUGGAGUUCAAAUGGUUGAAAUAUACAAUGAACAAGUGCGUGAUUUACUAUCAAGUGAUAGUUCUCAAAAAAAACUUGGGAUUUUGACUACCUCUCAGCCCCAUGGGUUAGCUGUUCCUGAUGCUACCAUGCUCCCAGUCAAAUCAACCUCAGAUGUAAUGGAAUUAAUGGACAUUGGACAAAAGAAUAGAUCUGUAGGUGCCACUGCUAUGAAUGAAAGAAGUAGCCGCUCCCACAGUAUUGUAACUAUUCAUGCUUGGGGGACGGAUUUGAAGACUGGUGCUUCUUUGCGUGGCAGUCUUCACUUGGUGGAUCUUGCAGGAAGUGAAAGGGUAGAUCGCUCUGAGGUAACUGGAGAGAGACUUAGGGAAGCACAACAUAUAAACAAAUCGCUAUCUGCCCUUGGAGAUGUUAUCUUUGCUCUUGCCCAGAAGAGCUCUCAUGUACCAUACAGAAACAGCAAGCUUACUCAAGUCCUUCAGAGUUCUCUUGGUGGUCAAGCAAAGACUCUUAUGUUUGUGCAGCUUAAUCCUGAUGUGAAUUCAUUUUCUGAAACUGCAAGUACUUUGAAAUUUGCUGAGAGGGUUUCUGGAGUCGAGCUAGGUGCUGCACGGAGUAGCAAAGAGGGCAGGGACGUUAAGGAAUUAAUGGAUCAGGUGGCAUCUCUCAAAGACACAAUUGCCAAAAAAGAUGAGGAGAUCGAACGGUUGCAACUACUUAAAGAUCUCAAAAAUGUACAUCCUGGUCUCAACUGUGAGAGAAGUGUUACAGGUUCGUUUAAGUAUGGAUCUUCCCCACCAAGCAGGAAUUUCGUGGGUGGGACUGCUCAACUAAGCCAGAAACUACCAGGUGGGAAAGGCUUAGGACCAGCUGAGAGAGCAGCUUCUGAUCAGGACAACAGUUCAGAAUACAGUGAUAAGCAUUCUGAUGCUGAUUCCCAGCAGUCCAUGGAAGACUUUAAACAACCAAAUGAAUCCCUUCGGAAAUCAAAGCUUGCCGGUGGGGACAUAGGUCAGAAUAAUCCUGCAGAUGCUUCGACCUUAGGAUUUGGGGAGACAGAUUGUGACGAGAGAUCAAGUGAUACAUCUGAUGGUGGUUUUCCUAUGCGAACAGAAAAUAAUGGCCCUGCUCAAUCUAAAGCAUCAGAGACCACAGAGAAGUCUAAACCAGCCUCUAGAAUAACAAGACCACCGCAAAGAACAUUGCGAACUUCAUCUCCUCCACCAUCACAUCUUAAGGAUUCUCCAAAGGCGGCAACAGGAAUGAGAAGAAGUGCUACUAUCAGUGGCACUGGAAGCUCUACUUUCACCAAGCCUCCUAGGCGAUGGCAGUAAAUUAGAAGGAAGUCAGUUGCAUAUUUUUUCCUGGUUAUGCAGUUUGUACUUCACUACUUCCAUGUAAUUCUUUUCUCUUUUCUUUCUUUUUUUCCUGCUUAUAACUGUACAGAAGCUCCUCUAUUGGAAGUCAUUCUUCGUAUUCCACUGCUUUUCGUGGUGGGCAAUGUCAUAUUUAAUUGGAUUUAAUAAACAAACUUUUCAGUUUA
This is a messenger RNA of Vitis vinifera (wine grape), 3734 nucleotides long. RefSeq names its product kinesin-like protein KIN-14P. NCBI's taxonomy places the organism in Eukaryota, Viridiplantae, Streptophyta, Magnoliopsida, Vitales, Vitaceae. The record is from RefSeq and is a predicted model, not a curated record. The transcript is spliced from 21 exons. Gene Ontology annotation, biological process: microtubule-based movement. Bases 1 to 3525 code for a protein of 1174 amino acids. Gene Ontology annotation, molecular function: ATP binding; microtubule motor activity; microtubule binding.